AUGGUCGAAAAGCGCGUCGUUGGGAGUUCUGGAGACGAAAAAGCUGAGCCUGCAAAGUACGAAAUGGUUAAGGAAGAAGAAGGAGAAGAUAGAGACGAGGAGGAUGAAGCGCAAAAGCCUCUCACCGACUGGGAAGCCGCACACGUCGCCGCAGAAAGUGGAGAUCUUGCCAAACUUCGCCUUCUUAUACUGAAGCGCGGCGUACUAGUACAUGUAGAUGCUGAAGACCAACACGCCAUGACACUCCUCCAAGUUGCUUCUCGGUACGGGCAUCUCGAGCUUGUCCAGUUUCUCAUCGACAAUCACGCAGCCGUGAACGCGACAAAACUUGAUGAUCGUGCAGCAUUGCACUUCGCCGUCAUCUGUGGGCACAUCUCAAUUGCAGAACAAUUGCUCGAGCACGGCGCAGAUGCCAACCUACGCAAAAGAUUUGGACUCACGCUCUUGCACGUUGUAGCGCAGACAUCGCACACCGGCCUUGUACAAGUCCUCUUGGAACAUGGCGCGGAAAUGGAAGUUCCUGACGACAGAGGCAAUACGCCACUAGACUGGGAGAUGACAAUCGGACCCGGUGUCAUGGUGCAAGUAUUACUGGAACAAGGUGCAAUUCUUCGUGAUCGAGAUGCUGACGGAAAGACAAGGGGUGGGACGUGCUGA
Messenger RNA from Letharia lupina, 657 nucleotides. RefSeq lists its product as uncharacterized. The record is from RefSeq and is a predicted model, not a curated record. Gene Ontology annotation, molecular function: protein binding. The transcript has a single exon. Lineage: Eukaryota; Fungi; Ascomycota; Lecanoromycetes; Lecanorales; Parmeliaceae. Bases 1 to 657 code for a protein of 218 amino acids.